UCGAAGCUCUCGAGGGCACGAGGGCUCCUACACUUUUCCAUGCUCACACAGUCCGCUGUUAAAAUUCGCGUUUAGAUCUGCUUUUGGUGGCAUUGUUAUGUUCAUUUAUUUCUGCUGCUUUGGGUAUUAUCUGAGAUCAGAUUAUUUGCUGGUUGUCGGGUUGUCGAGGAGGAGGAAAGGACAGAGCUGGGUGCAAGACGCGCACAGUAGUACGUGGCAAACCCAUGCGUAAUGCUAAACAAAAUACUUCAAACUGGACUCAAUUUUAGGUGAAAACUCUACCAGUACAGGGAUGACCUGGUAAGGUAUGUGGAAUAUAAUGAAAUCUAAGUCAUAGUUCCAUCAACCGACAGUGAGAGGCAGCAAUGCGCUGAAAAGCUCUCCUAUCAGCAGGAGAAGAGGAAAGGCGCGCGCUGCCUCGACACCUCAGUGUACCAGUCUUCUUCCGGCUGUCAUUCAAUGGCAAUGCCUGUUGCCAAACGCGCCCGCAGACAAGACGUGACCCUGGAACUCAGAUGCGAGUGGGGUGCCUGUCAAGAGACCUUUUGUAACAUGCGUGACUUUUGUAUUCACGUCGAGGAGCACCAUCAAGAGUUGACACGCUUUACCACUACCGGGGAAUUUGAAGCCGAGGACCGGCUGUCGUGCCAGUGGCGUGACUGUGGCAUCAUGGCUGACAGCGGCGAGGAGCUGAAGCGGCAUGCCUUGUUCCACUGCCACCACACCAAGCUGAAGCAGUGGGGGGAGGCGGCUCUGAAGACCCAGCCCGACCUCGGGGCCUGUAUUGUGGGCAGCCACAACCGCAACAUCCUGCCCCCUACUCCCGGCCACGGCCACCUCACCUGCCUUUGGGAGCACUGUGGGAUGACCUUGGACAAUCCAGAGCUGUACUAUCGCCAUGUGGACAAUCACGCCCAGGCUGUCAACGUCUCGUCUACAGAGAAACAAGCCAAAGUGUUUCAGUGCGGAUGGACUGAUUGCAAAUUUGUCACCAGGAAUGGACUGUUCAAACUGUGUGAGCACCUCCGCAGCCACACUCGGGAGAAGAUUGCAGCGUGUCCACGCUGUGGUGGCAUGUUUGCCAACAACACCAAGCUGUUCGAUCACAUCCGAAGCCAGACCGCCACUGAGGAUCUGAGGUUCAAAUGUGCACACUGCCAAAGGCGCUAUGCCUCCGAAAAAUUCCUGAGAAAGCACUUGGUAAUCCAUGUGCGCGCACACAGAUGUACAAUGUGUGAAAUGACCUGUCCGACCCCCUCUGCUCUCAGAAAUCACAUGAGAUUUCGACACAGCACUGAAAGACCACACCGCUGUGGCAUAUGCCCAUACAGCUGUGUGAAUUUGAACGACCUCCAGAAGCACCUGGACACACACAACCAGGAGCCGAUCUACGAGUGUCACCACGACAACUGUGAUUUCGCCGCUCGUGCCAUGGACGCCCUCACACGUCAUUACAAAAAGGCACAUUUGAAGCAGCAGUCUCCAUGGUACCAGUGCCAUUUAUGUGAGCAGUCCUUCACCAGGGGAAACAACCUCACUAUACACCUGGAAAAGAAGCACCAGUUGAAAUCGCACAGCAGACUCAAGUACAUGUUGCAUCCCGAUGGCUUCAUGCGACUGCUGAUGAACCCCACUGACACUGCAGGGCUGACCAGGCAGUCAUGUGAAGCUGAAGGACGUGACUCUGACCAACCAGCAGCACUUGGAAGUUUGUCCUCCUCAAAUCUCCGAAAAAGGGGCCAAAAAAGGAAAUUGGACGACGUUGAAGGAGGUAGCGGUAGCGCACAUCAGUACCCCCAGGAUGAAGAUUCCCAACCGGGAUUGUAUGGGCAUCAGUCUAUUAUAACGCACAAUGCAAAUGACGGCAGACGUGAGGAGUUGGGUACUGUGGUGGUCCAACCAGUGGACUACGCUAUGAAGGAGUAUGUGGAGGGGGUGAGCCAUAGUCUGAUGCUGGAGGACUCUGAUGUGUACCAGCUCGCUUGCGAAGACGAGGACUCGUUGGGACGGUUGUGCAUCGUGGUGCCCGUUCAGUGCGAUGAAUCUCUAGAAUCUCUUUUGAUGGGUUGAACUUGAACCAGUGAACUAACUGGGCUGCGUUUCCCAAGAACUCUUACGUAGUACUUCAGCCUGAGUAGUGCAUAAGUAUGAGGUGUCCACCAGGCAAUAUAUAUCAGACCUGCAGUAAUGGUUAUCAUUAAGAGUUUGCACAUACAGUA
This is a messenger RNA of Engraulis encrasicolus (European anchovy), 2219 nucleotides long. Its product is annotated as histone H4 transcription factor-like. Bases 460 to 2070 code for a protein of 536 amino acids. The record is from RefSeq and is a predicted model, not a curated record. NCBI's taxonomy places the organism in Eukaryota, Metazoa, Chordata, Actinopteri, Clupeiformes, Engraulidae. Gene Ontology annotation, biological process: regulation of transcription by RNA polymerase II. Gene Ontology annotation, molecular function: DNA-binding transcription factor activity, RNA polymerase II-specific; RNA polymerase II transcription regulatory region sequence-specific DNA binding. Gene Ontology annotation, cellular component: nucleus. The transcript is spliced from 10 exons.